ACAAGAUGGCGGCGCGCUGGAAGCGUAACACCUGCGUUUCUAGGAGCUUCGCGCUGUGGGUGGCUUAAGACUCUGGGGUCGCACAGGCCCACGCCAGACACAACGUCUGGUAAAGACGUUGGCUUCAGAGAUGGCUCUGAGUAAAUCAAUGCAUGCAAGAAAUAGAUACAAGGACAAACCUCCUGACUUUGCAUAUCUGGCAUCCAAAUAUCCAGAUUUUAAACAGCACGUUCAGAUAAAUCUGAAUGGAAGAGUGAGUCUAAAUUUUAAAGACCCUGAAGCAGUCAGAGCUCUGACUUGUACUCUCCUGAGGGAAGAUUUUGGACUUUCUAUUGAUAUUCCAUUGGAGAGACUAAUUCCCACAGUUCCCUUGAGACUCAACUAUAUUCAUUGGGUGGAAGAUCUGAUUGGUCACCAGGACUCUGACAAAAGUACUGUGCGAAGAGGAAUUGACAUAGGUACAGGAGCAUCCUGCAUCUAUCCCUUACUUGGAGCAACCUUAAACGGCUGGUAUUUCCUUGCAACAGAAGUGGAUGACAUGUGUUUCAACUAUGCAAAGAAAAAUGUGGAACAGAAUAACUUAUCUGAUCUCAUAAAAGUGGUCAAAGUCCCACAGAAGACACUCCUGAUGGAUGCUCUCAAAGAAGAAUCUGAGAUAAUCUAUGACUUUUGUAUGUGUAACCCUCCCUUUUUUGCCAAUCAAUUGGAGGCUAAGGGAGUAAACUCUCGAAAUCCUCGAAGACCUCCACCUAGUUCUGUAAAUACAGGAGGUAUCACAGAGAUCAUGGCAGAAGGAGGUGAAUUAGAGUUUGUUAAAAGGAUUAUUCAUGAUAGUUUACAACUUAAAAAAAGAUUAAGGUGGUAUAGCUGUAUGCUAGGAAAGAAAUGCAGCCUGGCACCUCUCAAGGAAGAACUUCGCAUACAAGGGGUUUCUAAAGUCACCUACACUGAAUUCUGUCAAGGUCGAACAAUGAGAUGGGCCUUAGCUUGGAGUUUUUAUGAUGAUGUAACAGUUCCAUCACCACCAAGUAAGCGAAGAAAAUUAGAGAAGCCAAGGAAACCCAUUACAUUUGUUGUGUUAGCGUCUGUGAUGAAAGAAUUAUCCCUCAAAGCAUCAUCAUCUUUGGGUUCUGAAACAGUGGAAGGCAUUGUCGUCGUCACAACAUGGAUCGAAAAAAUUCUCACCGAUCUGAAGGUCCAGCAUAAACGAGUUCCCUGUGGAAAAGAGGAACUUAGCCUUUUCCUAACAGCCAUAGAAAACUCUUGGGUUCAUUUAAGGAGAAAGAGAAGAGAGCGAGUGAGACAAUUGAGAGAAGUUCCUAGAGCUCCUGAGGAUGUCAUCCAAGCCUUGGAAGAGAAAAAGUCCACCCCUAAAGAGUCUGGCAAUAGCCAAGAAUUAGUCAAGGAUUCCCAGGAGAGCAUCCUGUGUGGGCCUGCGCCUAGGGAAGGCGAGCCUGCCACUGUUGAGGGCCAUUGCCCACAUCAGGAAUCGUUUUGCCAGGAGGAAAACGCAGAACUCAUGGAGGAUGAAAGGAGUGAGGAAAAGGGAGGGAUGGAGGUUUUGGAAGAUUGUAAAGGCUCUAGCAAUGGAGCCCAGGACCAAGAGGUUUCUGAGCAGUUCAGCAACCCAGCAGCUGAAAGGGGGAAACAUCUCCAAGGAGUGGCUGGACGUUACCUGUUUAAGUGUUUGAUAAAUGUUAAGAAGGAGGUGGAUGACACCUUAGUUGAAAUGCAUUGGGUGGAGGGCCAGAACAGGGAUUUGAUGAACCAACUUUGCACAUACAUACGUAACCAAAUUUUUAGGCUUGUGGCUAGUUAAUGCCAGACUCCUGGCACAGCUGAACAGUGUCUAUAAAGCAGCUUGCUUUGGAGUGUGCUCUAGGGUGGCAAGAGGAAUUCUAUCUCUGGCCCAUUAGAAGCAUUAUGUGGUGUUAAAAAAAAAAAAAAAAACAAAAAAAAACCCUAACACAGAAACCAAUUCAUUUUUAAACCCACCCCCUCUCUGCCCCGCUUUUUUUAAGGUUACAGGGAGUUGUAGUAUGGUAGUUCAGGAGGAAGAAUUCUAUCAGUAACAACAGAAAGCCAUCAGUAAACUCAUGAGGGGUUUAAAGCUGCCUUAAGCUGGUCCCUUCAGCUUUGUACUGCUUCUCUGAGGCCAAAAGGAUUGUUUGUGGAGUCUGGCCCAGGCAACACUGUUCUUUCUCUCUAGACAGUGCUUCUUGAGAAGGGGUGGCUCUCUUGGCCCACAAUUGGCAGUGUAUGCCAGGGAAGACAGGCCCCGAUUCUCUCUUCUAGGUCACCCUUCAAGACUGAAUCUACUCACUGUAGGUUCAUAUGAAUGAUUGACCCUGCAUCAGUCCUGAGAAAAGAACUGGCCCAGUGGGAGAGUUGGGAGAAAAACUUAGUAAUGCCAAGACCAAGGGCUGAUGGGGAAUGGUAUGUUCCUAUUUUGAUGUUGUUUAUUUCAGAAGCAGAAUUAGGUAAGCAAAACUCCUAGAUGUGACUGAAACACAAGAAAUACACCCAUACUCCGCUCUAGCCUGUUGAAAACACCAUUUUAUAGCACUUUUACUUCUUAAUAACUUUUGUUUCAAUAUUAGAAAUGAAACUUACUUUGUUUUCAACAUAAGAAUAUUCAAAAUUGAAUACUAUCAUUCCUGUUUGAAUCCCGGAGUUAGGGAAGAUAUUUUCUUGGCUCUGAGUGGGUGAUUGAUGACAGAAAUGAGAAAUGGAUUAAGAGAUUACAUAUAGUACUUAGCUUGCCCAAGUCUCAUCUAUUGGCAGAUAAUGUGUUGCUGAUCAAAUUCUGCGUUUUGUGGCUUCAUUUGUAAUCCGCUCUGUGCUUACCUAUUGACCUUGGAGAAUUCUGAGGCAGGGUCACCAUCUAUGUCCUUAAAACAUGCUGCUAAUCAGAAUGACAGGGUUCAGCAGAAAUAACCUCGAAUCUCUUUUUUUGUUCUCUUGGUCUCUUCAUAACCCUGUGCUGUAUUUGACUUUCAUAGGUUGAUUUUUACAUCAGAAGUGUAGGGUUCUGUUUAGACUAAAAUCUUUUUUUUUUUUUUUUUAGACAGUCUCAUUUUAAACCCCUUGGUAGAGUGCCAUGGCGUCAUAGCUCACAGCAACCUCAAACUCCUGGGCUUAGGUGAUUCUUUUGGCUCAGCCUCUCAAGUAGCUGGGAUUACAGCCACCCGCCACCACACCGGGCUAUUUUUUUGUUGCAGUUUGGCCGGGGCCGGGUUCGAACUUGCCACCCUCAGUAUAUGGGGCUGGUGCCCUACCCACUGAGCCACAGGCGCCGCCCAAGACUAAAACCUUUUAAUACGGUGCCGGAGCUCCUUGCUAUCUGCAAAGAUGACUACAGAUGUGUCAUUAGGCCACCUUUUUGAGAGGUGACUGCUGGUUAGGGCAGAAAGCUGAUGGAUAACCUUAGCAUAUCUUGGCAGUAGCUAGAUCAGGCCCUCAGCAGAGAUACAAGAAAUGGAACUAGUAUGCCUCCCUCUGGCAGUGGUGCUAGAGCUAGAGAAGAGAGCAUAUUAACCAUUGUUCUCAAACUGGUCCGUGGACUUCCAGAGAAUCUAGAAGCUUCCUGGAAUUAUUUCUAAAAGGCCUGUGAGCAUGUAUAUUUGGUCCUCUAGGGUACAUGACAUAGAUCAGUAAUCCACUAAGGAUUAAGAACCCCUGUUUUAAUCCAACCAUUCAUUUGACAGGAUGAGGAAACUAUUACCCAGGGUCACACAGAGCCAGGAUUCAAUCCAAGGCCUUGGAUUUCCCCCACAAAGCAGAAUAAUUUUUACUCUACUGCCCCAUACCAUUCUGGUGUACUUACCUCUGAUUAAUACCACAUCUACUUGGGAGGCUGAGGCAAAAGAAUUGCUUAAGCCCAAGAGUUGGAGGUUGCUACGAGCUGUGACGCCACGGUACUCUACCGAGGGCGACAUAGUACGACUCUGUCUAAAAAAAGUGGCGUCGUAUGCUGGGUUAAACCUAGGUUUGUUUUAUUAUGAAAGAGUAGCACAUGCUCAUUAAUGAAGAUUUAGAAAAAAAUGAAAAUUCAAAAAACUACAACAAAUUCAGACAGCGCCUGUGGCUCAGUGAGUAGGGUGCCGGCCCCAUAUAUUGAGGGUGGUGGAUUCAAACCCGGCCCCAGCCAAACUGCAACAAAAAAUAGCUGGGCAUUGUGGUGGGCACCUGUAGUCCCAGCUACUCGGGAGGCUGAGUCAAGAGAAUCGCUUAAGCCCAAAAGCUGGAGGUUGCUGUAAGCUGUGACACCACGGCACUCUACCGAGGGCAACAAAGAGACUCUUUCUCUUAAAAAAAAAAAAAAAAAAAAAAACACCCAAAUUCACUCCCAGUUUCAGUCCUCUCUCAUAUAACCACUAUUGGUAUUUGUGUUUUUGUCUGGGCUUCCUGCAGAUGGGGGGGGUGUGAGUAUGUGGUUUUAACUUUAUAUAUUCAGCUUCAUACUAUUCUUUGUUUCAUUUAAGUCUUGUCUUCCAUGUUCUAACAGUGGUGUAUUUCUUUAUUCUUCUGCCUUUUCUGUUUUUAAAAUUUUGCUUUCAACUGGCUUUCACUCAUCUUAGGUUUUUUUGUUUGUUUGUUUGUUGUUGUUUCGCUCAUCUUAGUUUUAAGGUUUUUUUUUUCUUCCUUUAGCGAUUCUCUUGCCCAUAGCCUCUCAAAUAGCUGGGAAUACAGAUGCCCAUCACAAGGCCCGAUUUUUUGGUAGAGAUGGGGUCUCACUCUGGCUUACUCCAGCUCAGGAUGGUCUCGAACCUUUGAGCUCAGGCAAUCCAUCCGCCUCAGCCUCCCAGAUUGCUGGGACUAUAGGUGUGAGCCACCACGCCUGGCUUUCCUGCCUUUUCAAUACAUCUUUCUGGCACAGUAUUGGCCUUAGUUUUGGGGAUUCCCAGAGAAUAUACUGUAUAGCUAGAGGCACAAAAUGUAUGUCUGUUUCUGUACAUAUUUUAGUCCCUAGAUUUAAGGCUUGGUGUCAUGGAGGAAGUUUUAUAGGUGUUAAGCUAACGAUUUUUGAAUUUAAAAAUUAUGUGACAAGGGAGACUUCCAGAGUGUUAGGAAUACUAGAGCUAUGAGUGCCUUCCUUGCAUUUGGAUGUCAUCAUUUUCUCUUCUGAGAAGAAUAGCCUGUUUCUUAGGGUAUCUAAUGAGAGAACAUUGAAAACACUUUAAAAGGUCAUCUACAAAUUGUGGUCAUGCAUAUGCUUGAUAAUUGCGUGAUGUGUGAUAGUGCUACCUCCAGGAUAUAUAGUAUGGGCAGAUAGAAUCUUUUUUCUAUGUUGAGUGAUACUCUCCAUGAGUGUCAACAGGUCAAAUUCAUGAUUGGUGGAUUGGCAUGAAAAUAAAUCCUUGUGGAAUUAUCUUAAAUUCUAUCCUGGUCCCGGGCAGCGCCUGUGGCUCAGUGAGUAGGGCGCCAGCCCCAUAUGCCGAGGGUGGUGGGUUCAAACCCAGCCCCAGCCAAACUGCAACCAAAAAAUAGCCGGGCGGGCACCUGUUGUGGCGGGCGCCUGUAGUCCCAGCUGCUCAGGAGGCUGAGGCAAGAGAAUCGCGUAAGCCCAAGAGUUAGAGGUUGCUGUGAGCUGUGUGACGCCACGGCACUCUACCGAGGGCGGUACAGUGAGACUCUGUCUCUACAAAAAAAAAAAAAAAAAUUCUAUCCUGGUCCCUAAAAUUUGCUUGUGAUCUUUUGAUAACUAAAAUGGGAACAAAAGCUGGGCUUGUUUUCUGAGGUGCACUAAAGCUGCUUUUGUUCCUUGGAAUCUGCUUUGCUUCCAUCCAUUUGGUUCCUUCCCCCCACAUCCUUGCCCAACAGUUGCCACAUCAGAGCUUUGCUGCUUGUCCUACUUGGGCUGGCAGCUCUGUGGUGGUGACAUGUCAGCUGAUCUCAGGGCUUCAUGCAAAUUAGUAUACAUUUUUAAAAACAAAAAAUGUUUUUUUCUCUUGAUGGAAAUCAAAGCUUACCAUGUGCAUACUCGAACCUGGUAGGAAUGGUGAAGCUGCAAAGUGUGGAAAAGAUGCAAGAACUGGAAAAUCCAAGGCCUUUUAAAAGAAGUGAGUUGUUGAGUUCCUGACUAGCUGCCAGAGCCCUUCCAUCUUCCUUAAUCCACACUAUUUCCCUCUGUAGCCACAUGGGGGCAUCUUUGGACCUUUUAUCAAACACCUUAACGUCAUUGUGGGAGUGGAAUCAUGUCUAUAGUAUUUUCUUGAAAUAGCCAGUUGUUACCCAGAUUUGUAUUUUUAUGUAAACGCUUACGUUUUUCACAUAAAUGAAAUUUGAAAAAUAAAAGUAGAAGGAAAAAAUA
Nycticebus coucang (slow loris) is the source of this 6313-nucleotide messenger RNA. It is a transcript of the gene METTL16, whose product is annotated as methyltransferase 16, N6-methyladenosine. Lineage: Eukaryota; Metazoa; Chordata; Mammalia; Primates; Lorisidae. Bases 131 to 1819 code for a protein of 562 amino acids. Gene Ontology annotation, cellular component: nucleus. The record is from RefSeq and is a predicted model, not a curated record. The transcript has 10 exons. Gene Ontology annotation, molecular function: 23S rRNA (adenine(1618)-N(6))-methyltransferase activity. Gene Ontology annotation, biological process: rRNA base methylation.